Effrenium voratum is the source of this 3105-nucleotide messenger RNA. Lineage: Eukaryota; Dinophyceae; Suessiales; Symbiodiniaceae. The record is from the annotation of a GenBank genome assembly.
AUGCUGGCCUGCAUUGGACUGCUGCUUGCAGAAGCUGCGGAAGCCGCGGAACACGAGCUGACGUGUGCUGACUUGGUGCCGGUGCGGGCUGGAUCCUUUGGAUCCUUUGGAUCGCCGAAGUCCUUGGACUUGCGCCACCUGUGGCCGCUGCCUCGUCAUGUGGCGCUCUAUGAUGAGAUGGGCAAGGCUGCCUUUGGAUGCGCAAGGGUGACACCGCUCCAAGUCGAGCCCUGCAGCGUGCCCUUCAGCAUAAACCUGAGAGGACGAGGAGACCAGUUGCUGGAUGCGGUGAUUUGGUCCCUUCGGCACUUCUGUUGGAGACUGUGCAGUCGACCACAAGGGAGAUCUUCCGAUGUUUGUGUCGCUGGGCCUUCCAUCAGCGAAGUUGAGCUGGAGAUCAAGACUCACACAGGAGAGUUGCCAAGCUUGGAGAUGGAUGAAAGCUAUGGCCUGGUGAUCAGCACCUCAUCCAGGCUGUGGGCAAACUCGGUGCACGGCUUCCGCCGGGGCCUGGAGACCAUGCUGCAGAUCUUCGACUCGUUGGACCGGCCCCGCUUCCCCUGGCGCGGCCUGCUGCUGGACACGGCCAGGCACUUCAUUCCGCCCAAGGCAAUAGAGUCAUUGCUGUUCAUCAUGGCUGCCAACAAGCUCAAUGUGCUGCAUUGGCAUCUUACAGAUGCGAUGAGUUUUCCGCUGGAGCUGAAGUCCUUGCCCCAGCUGGCGCAGCUCGGAUCUUUCGGCCCCAACAAGACAUAUCCCCGAGAGGUGGUCCAACACCUAGUGGUCCUGGCCGCAAACUUCUCCAUCCGCAUCGUGCCUGAGCUCGACAUGCCUGCGCACACGGCCAGCUGGAUCUUUGGCGAGCCCACGGCGGUGUCCAACUGCACACACGUCCUGCCAACUGACCCCGGCGAUGCUCAGAAUCCCUUCAAAGCCCGGGACAAACUGGCUCUCGACUUGUCCAACCCGCGCUCCCGCGAGGUCGCCAAGACCAUCCUGCGGGAGGUCGCGGAGCUCUUCCCAGACGAGUUUCUACACGUGGGCGGGGAUGAGGUGGACUACAGAUGCUGGACAACAAUGCCGCACAUCCAGAAGUGGAUGCGCAAGAGAGGACUUGGGCCUUUGGCAGCUCUGCAAGAGUUCUUUGACGACGUGCUGGCCGAGGUGAAGCGCCUGGGCAAGCGUCCAGUGCUUUGGGAGGAUGGCUUUGACCAGGGCCUUCGGCUGCCCAAAGAUGCUGUGGUGCAGCCCUGGAAGUGCUGGGGGAGUGUGGGGCCUGGCAUGCGCUGGUGGCCAAAGGGGGAGGAUCCAGCGAUGCUGGGUCAUGCCGCUGCCUUCUUGGCCACGGAGCUGGGGCUUUCUGCGGUGCAGAGCAGCUGUUGGUACCUGGACUGGCCUUCCCAGUGGACCGAUUUCUAUGGACACGCGGCCGACGAGGGCCCUUUGCAGAAGCAGCCCAGCAAGCGGCUUUUGGGCGGCGAAGCAGCGCUGUGGACCGAGCGGGUGGACUUCACCAACCUCGCCUGCCGCGCAUGGCCCCGCAGUGCAGCGGUGGCGGAGCGGCUGUGGUCGGAUGCCCGGGCGGGCGGAUUCGGCUUCGGCCUCCACGCGGCCAGACUGGAACGACUACACGGGCUCCUGCGGCCCUUGAGGCAGCCGGGCAACAUGCUUUUCUUUUCUCAUGCAGCUGUGCAGGAUUGGGAGGAUGUGGAAAGGCCAUCCAACGAGAUGCCGAUUCUGCCGAGUGGGCGCAGGCUGGAGUCCUGGCGUCAUGACCCCGACCUCUGCCUGAUUUGGGCCGCGUUCUGCACAGCCUCACCCCUGACCCUGGCGGACGGAAUCUCACUGGCGAAGACCAGGAGGUCGGCCAAAGAGGCACUGCAGCUUUUGGCCGGCAGCGGCGCAUAUGCCGUUUGUGGCGCGAGCGCGCCCAGCGCGCCAAGUGCGCCCAGCGCGCCGUGCCCGUCCCUGUCAGAGGACUCGAAGCUGAACUCCCCGGAGAGUGGGUGGCUCGCAGAUGUUCCCAGUUGGAGAGCCCCCACAGCUCGAAGCGCAUCAUGUGACGCAUUGGAGCCUUGGCAGUUCAGCGGCUUCGGCCUGGUGGCAAGGCUGGCCAAAUCCGUCCACGGCGAGGUGCAUUAUGUUCGAGACGAGAGCGGCGCUGCUGCGGUCGCAAAGGUGGUAUCAAAGGACGCGCUGAAUAUGCAGGACAGCGAGCAGUCUAUGUGGUUUAGUGACAAAGACGUGCACUCUUUCGACAACCUCCGAAAUGAAAUCGCGGUCUUGAGAUUCCUGGACGGGUCGACGGAAACGAGCCCGCACAUGCAGAGACUUUUCGGCGCCUUUGAGGACGCCACCUCGUUGUACAUGGUCACCGCAUAUUGUGAAGAAGGUGAUCUUUUUGAGAGGGUGGCAUAUGGAGACCCUCUCGGUGAUGCCGAGAAGAAGCGCCACAUUGGCGACAUGUUGAAGGGAGUGGAUCAUUUACACCGACAUAACAUUGGCCAUCGUGACAUCUCUUUGGAGAACGUGCUUCUCCGCAAAGGGAGCUGCGUUCUCAUCGACUUCGGCCAGGCUGUGCAGCUCAAGGCAAGCGACGGGACAGCUAUGAGGUACUUUGUGGAAGCUGGCAAAAGGAUGUACCGUUCCCCCGAGAUGUACGUCCCACGGCAGCGCGAAGUGCAGGUCAUUUGUCCAGCAGAAGGUGUCCCUAGUGGCGUGUCUAUGGUGUCCUUCGAAAAGAUGCGCUGCGAGGUGUUCCUACCUCCCAAUGCGGUGCCAGGAAAGCCUUGCGCUGCUGCCCCCAGUGGCUACACAGUGGCACCCGCUGAUGUUUUCGCGUGCGGUGUGUGCGCCUUUGUACUACUGGUGGGCAAGCCUCCUUGGACGGCGGCUCUCGACAGCGACCCCUCCUUCUCCUUCACCCGCCGUCAUGGUGUGGCCAAGUUGUUGCAGCAGUGGCGAGGAGCGGGCCCGCCGAGCUCGCCGAGCGAGGAGGAGUCACUUUUGGCACAGAUGCUCCGAGUCGAUCCAACCCGCAGAAGCACACCUGAGGAGUGCUUGCGGAGCAGCUGGCUGGCCCGGAAUCGAGCUCAGACUGCCUAG